Messenger RNA from Arabidopsis arenosa, 1482 nucleotides. The record is from the annotation of a GenBank genome assembly. NCBI's taxonomy places the organism in Eukaryota, Viridiplantae, Streptophyta, Magnoliopsida, Brassicales, Brassicaceae.
AUCUACUAAAAAUGUACACGUUUGUAAAAGUAACCGACUUAAUCACCAUCAUGUUCUUGCUAGCCAUUGCAGCCGUCGUAACCGCCUCAAACACAGCCGAAUUGGAUGUACUUGAGAUGGCUCGAACAGCUGUGGUUGAAGCCCGGGCUAGUUUUGGGUCACUGGCUGUGGUUGAGGCAACGAGUGAAGUUGCUACUAGUAGUUAUUAUAAUUUGGGGUUAAGUGAAUGUGAGAAGCUCUACGAUGAGAGUGAAGCUAGGCUAUCGCAACUUGUCAUGGCUCAUGGGAAUUUUACCGUUGAAGAUGUUAGAACGUGGUUAAGUGGCGUGCUUGCGAACCAUCACACCUGUUUAGACGGUUUGGUUCAGCAACGUCAAGGUCAUAAGCCUUUGGUCCAUAGCAACGUCACGUUCGUGCUCCAUGAAGCUUUAGCUUUCUACAAAAAGUCUAGAGGUCAUAUGAAAAAGAUGUCAUGGAAUCCAACAAGUUCAAGGGCAGAUUUCGUAGUGGCUCAGGACGGUUCGGGGACUCAUCGGACGAUAAACCAAGCAUUAGCCGCCGUUUCAAGAAUGGGUAAAAGUCGGUUGAAUAGAGUGAUAAUCUACAUAAAAGCUGGUGUUUAUAACGAAAAAAUCGAUAUAGAUAGACACAUGAAAAACAUCAUGCUAGUUGGUGAUGGUAUGGACCGUACAAUCGUCACCAAUAACCGAAACGUCCCGGAUGGUUCCACGACUUAUGGAUCAGCAACAUUUGGAGUGUCCGGGGAUGGAUUUUGGGCACGGGACAUGACAUUCGAGAACACUGCAGGACCACAUAAACAUCAAGCUGUGGCGUUGAGAGUGAGCUCGGACUUGUCUUUAUUCUAUCGUUGUAGUUUCAAAGGAUACCAAGAUACUCUUUUCACGCACUCACUUCGUCAAUUCUACCGCGAUUGUCAUAUUUAUGGUACGAUUGAUUUCAUAUUUGGAGAUGCGGCAGCUGUUUUUCAGAACUGUGAUAUAUUUGUGAGACGCCCUAUGGAUCAUCAAGGCAAUAUGAUCACAGCUCAAGGAAGAGACGACCCACAUUCAAAUUCAGGCAUUUCGAUCCAACACUCACGGAUCAGGGCCGCACCAGAAUUUGAGGCGGUCAAAGGCCGGUUUAAGAACUACUUGGGCCGGCCGUGGAAGAAGUACUCUCGGACAGUGUUUCUCAAAACGGAUAUUGACGGGUUGAUUGACCCGAGAGGGUGGAGAGAAUGGAGCGGCGGUUAUGCUCUGUCAACGUUGUAUUACGGCGAGUUUAUGAACACCGGAGCUGGAGCAGGGACAAGCAGAAGGGUGAACUGGCCGGGAUUUCACGUCCUUCGCGGCCAGGAGGAGGCUUCUCCGUUCACCGUCAGCCGAUUUAUACAAGGAGAUUCUUGGAUCCCUAUCACCGGUGUGCCGUUUUCAGCCGGGGUUUGAGUCACUUUUGACUCUUGAAUGAAUCAUCAACAUUAUA